AUAUAACACAUACCUCAUGAUGGGACCCACAGAACUUGCUGACGUUAGCCACCUAUUCCCUACCUUUCAUUUAACCAGCCCUAAACCGACUCUCUGUUUCUCUCUCCCUCUCAUACGCUCUCCUCUCCGUCUGUCCCUCUCCCAGUGCCAGCCCUACAGAUCUCUCCCACCUCUCUCUCUUCCUGUCGAUCUCUCCACAAACAUUGAGGUACUCAAGCAGCUCCAAGGAAGAGCACUGCUGCUGCUUCACUUUAAUGAAAACUUUGUGGUUUUGUCUUUGAUAUUUGAAGUGAGAAUGGGCUGUUGGUCACAUAGUGAACCCAAUAUUGCAAAUGCUUUUUGGCGACGCAGCCAAAUUAUUAGAAUCCUGAAGGCCAAAUGAGACUCCAGGUUACAACUAUUACAAGGACAUGGGCAGAUAGUUCUGCCAACUCAAGAGGUCAGAUGCAGGUUUCAGUGUUUGUUUUUUGCUAGUGGAUUGUUUGAAAACUGUUCUGCCCAAAUAUUGAAAGAAUAUUUCCUAGGGCUGUCAAUUAAAAAGGAUGCUACUUAGAGUUAACACACACGAUGGUUAGGCCCAUAUUGGGAUGCCAGUUUUUUGGCAGUGGGGAUGAGAUGCUUAUCCUUUAGGCUUUAUUUUUCUGUUAAUCUUUGCCAAAGUAAUGUUCUUCAUUAUGGCCGCCAUAUCUGUUUCUACAAGAUAUAUGCAGUUGGAUAACUUUGUGUCCAUCUUGUCAGUUAGACAAUCUCUUUUUAUACAUCUGUUAUGCAGUUGGUUAUUGUAUAUCAAUUCAUAUGUAAGAACAUUUAGUGAUGAUAUGCAUAGGUUGAGCAUGAUAUGAUAAUUCAUAUAAGGGUGUGCUUGGUUGCACUAAAUAUCAUGAAACUUGGUGAUAUUUUGCAGUAAAUAAGACUGAUUAAUCAUUAAAUUUCAUGAAUGACAUUUGGUUCUACCAACUGCACCUAAGCUAACAUGUGCUUCAAGCUAAUUAAACUAUCUUUAUUAUAAACUAAGGCAAAUGUAUAUACAGUUUUCUGUUCCAUGAUAGUCAUCUUUGAUAUCCUGUUUAUAGUUGGCCCCAUGGCCAAACAUCCAAGUCACUACAACAAAAUGGAACAUUGCUGCCGCAUUUUUUGCAGCAGCCAACAU
This is a messenger RNA of Magnolia sinica, 1150 nucleotides long. RefSeq lists its product as uncharacterized. The transcript is spliced from 4 exons. Bases 17 to 382 code for a protein of 121 amino acids. The record is from RefSeq and is a predicted model, not a curated record. Lineage: Eukaryota; Viridiplantae; Streptophyta; Magnoliopsida; Magnoliales; Magnoliaceae.